GCAAACCAACCGUAUAUACAAAGAUAUAUAUAUACAGAUAUAUAUAUAAACAAAUAGCAAAUACAAACUAUGGAUCGUUGGCUAAAUCGCGUUGCUGUUGUCACUGGCGCCAGUUCGGGAAUCGGAGCUGCCUGCUGCAAGGAUUUGGUGGCCAAGGGCUUGGUGGUCGUGGGUCUGGCACGUCGCGAGGAGCGUCUGAAGGAGCUGAAGGCUUCGCUGCCGGCGGAACAGGCCAGUCGUUUCCAUGGACGCAAGUGCGAUGUCAGCCAGGAGCAGGAGGUGAUCGAUGCCUUCGCCUGGAUCGAUGCCACACUGGGCGGUGCCGAUGUGCUGGUCAACAACGCUGGCAUUGUUCGCAUUGGUGUUGGCAUCACCAACGAGGGCAAUGGCGCUGAUCUUCGUGCCAUUCUGGAUACCAAUGUGCUGGGCGUUUCGUGGUGCACCCGCGAGGCAUUCAAGUCACUGCAGAGACGCAAUGUGAACGAUGGACACAUCCUGAUUGUCAACAGUGUGGCCGGACACCGGGUGAUCAACCACCCGGGCAUCACCAUGGGCAUGUACUCGCCAUCGAAGUACGCAGUCACCGCUCUCACGGAGGUGCUGCGUCAGGAGUUCCACAACAACAAGACCCAGACCAAGAUCACGAGCAUCAGUCCCGGUGCCGUGGACACCGAGAUCAUCGACAAGGAGGCCCUCGGUGGCAUUCCCGAAUUUCCAAUGCUGCGCUCCGAGGAUGUGGCCGAUGCCAUCAGCUACUGCAUCCAAACCCCGCCAAAUGUCCAGAUCCACGAGCUGACCAUCAAGCCCGUAGGAGAAACCCUCUAGACGUACGAUUUCCCACUGGAUGCACCUGCUAUUUGUGUUUACAACAAGGAAGUGUCAUAUGAACUUGAUCUACUAUAUUUUAUUUUUAUUAUAUAUUUAUGCAUGUUGCAUAUGCAGCAAACGUUAUGUGAUUAAAAUUCUUUA
Molecule: messenger RNA, 969 nt
Organism: Drosophila mauritiana
Lineage: Eukaryota; Metazoa; Arthropoda; Insecta; Diptera; Drosophilidae
Product: farnesol dehydrogenase
Exons: 2
Coding region: 70-825 (251 amino acids)
Source: RefSeq, a predicted model, not a curated record